AUGGAAUUAAAGAGAGGAGGUGACAGUACAUGUUUAUCGAUACGUUCUUUAUUUGGUGGUCGUCCCUUUCAACUCUUUGACGAAAUGCCACCAAACAAGGUAAAAGUCGGAACUCAAACACUCGCAGAUGAACUCUAUGAAUCUUAUGUUCACCAUCAGUUUGCCAAGGGAGGUAGUCACACGUUAAUAUCGAAAAGAGACAAAUCUGUUCAAACUUUAAUCCUGCCACAAAGUAUACCAUCUCGUUUUUCCAAACUCUAUCAAGUCACAAAAGAUCUUCGUAAGAACUUCGAUGAUCCUAACAUGCAUAUUCGACUCAUUGUCGUCUGUCCAUGGUCAAGCGAUCUCUACAUGAACCCCAUAUUCUAUGAGUUCCCAAAGAAAGGUACAAAGGAGGAACAAGACCAAGAAAACAAAAAGUCCACAGAAGAAAAGUUGAAAGACGACAAACAAUUUGAGGAAGACAACAACAUAUCCCAACACUUGCUUGUAAUCGGGUUACCAGAGGCUUCAGAGGAUUGGUACCAGGAAGAGACACUGCCAUUAGAUUCAUACAUUGGGGAGGACGAAUGUUAUGGUCUCGAGUCACUGGAACAAUAG
Cavenderia fasciculata is the source of this 600-nucleotide messenger RNA. RefSeq lists its product as uncharacterized. NCBI's taxonomy places the organism in Eukaryota, Evosea, Eumycetozoa, Acytosteliales, Cavenderiaceae. The coding region runs from base 1 to 600 and encodes 199 amino acids. The transcript has 4 exons. The record is from RefSeq and is a predicted model, not a curated record.